Caenorhabditis briggsae is the source of this 183-nucleotide messenger RNA. Bases 1 to 183 code for a protein of 60 amino acids. The transcript is spliced from 3 exons. Lineage: Eukaryota; Metazoa; Nematoda; Chromadorea; Rhabditida; Rhabditidae. The record is from RefSeq and is a predicted model, not a curated record.
AUGAAGAUGAAAAAGAAGCUUUCUCUUCAAAGAAGGUGGAGGAAGCAAUCGACCAAACAAUUAAAGGAUAUAGCUCCAGUAUCUGCUAAGCAAUUCCAUCAGAUUGUCAUCAGCCAAGGAGGAGAAUCACAGGAGAAUAUCAUGCCAAGAACAGGACUGCAAUUGAUGUUGCACAAAGUCUAA